CUACUCCUUUAGUUUUCACAAUUUAAUACCAUAUCCUAAAACAAUUCUCAUCCUCUCAUUUAUUCUUAACAUUGCAAAUGGCUUCAAGCACUGAAGUGUCUCAGGACAUUGUCCCCUUUAUUCGUAUCUACAAGGACGGAACAAUCGAGAGAUAUGCCGAAACCGGAGUUGCACCGGCGGGUUUAGACUCUCAAACUCGUGUUUUAUCCAAAGACAUUUCCAUCAUUUCCCCCUCCGCAAGAAUCUAUCGUCCUGAUGAUGGUUCCAUUACCAAGGGUCAAAAGCUCCCCGUUUUAAUAUACUUUCACGGCGGGGCAUUUUGUAUCGCGUCACCCGCUGAACCCAUGUACCACCAUGUGAUGAACCAGCUCGUUUCACAAGCUAAGGCCAUUGUUGUCUCGGUUGAUUACCGGUCAGCCCCUGAAAACCCACUUCCUGCUGCAUACGAUGAUUCUUGGGCUUUCCUCCAGUGGGUUUUAGGCGGUGGACGCGGCGAGCCAUGGCUCGAGGAAUAUGCAGAUUUUGAACGGUUGUUUUUAGCUGGAGACAGCGCGGGUGCUAAUAUUACCCACCAUUUAUCCUUGCGAGUCAAGAAAUCUGACUCGGGUGCGAAUACCAAGAUUAAAGGAAUCACUUUGAUUCACCCUUACUUUUGGGGUAAAGAUCCCAUUGGUAAAGAGGUUGAUGACAUUGUUAGAAAAGCAAUGGUUGAUAAAUGGUGGAUGUUCGUUUGUCCGUCCGACAAAGGGUGUGAUGAUCCGUAUAUUAAUCCGUUUGUCGAUGAAGCUCCGAGUUUAAAGGGUGUUGGUUCGGAGAAUGUGAUUAUUUUUGUUGCUGAAAACGAUAUAUUGUGCGAUAGAGGGAAGCUUUACUACGAAAAUUUGGUGAAAAGUGAGUGGCAAGGGAAGGCAGAAAUUGUGGAGACAAAAGCAGAAGAUCAUGUGUUUCACAUCUUUAAUCCUGAUUGUGACAAUGCUCAUGCCUUGAUCAACAAAUGGGCUUCUUUCAUCAAUCAAGCAUAGGUCCGACAAACUUCAUCAUCGUACUAAUUUCUAUAUAUUUUUUUUACUUAAAUCGGAUUACCAUUUAUAUAGAAAAUAGUUAUGAUUUUAACUCUUGGAAGGAGAGUUGUAUAUAAGAAAUCAUAUCUAACUAAUAAAAGAAAGUCAAAUAUUUAUGUAUGUUUUUCUUAUGAAUGCAUUGGAAGUACUAGCUAGCAACCUUAAUCACCCAACUCUCAUGUAGAAAAUGAGAAAAAAGAUCCCAUCUCCAGUCUCCAAUGACAUCCCGAUAUCUUGUAACGGUCUAGUUAGUAUUUUUUUUGUCAAAGAUGGCAAUCGACUCUUACAGACUCAAUUGUUAGUUGUUAGUUACCGAGAUGUGGUUCGAGCCCACAACCUCUCGAUACACUCAGAGACGCCUUAUCAAUUCAAGAUAGGCCCAGAUUGGCAUGGUAUAGUUAGUUUGUUGAGGAGGAAUUGGACUGAUGACUAUAUCUUCCGACGCAAUGCUAUAGUCAAGCCAUUAAUUGUCCUUCCAAAAGAAAAUUUGAUGGCCAUUACACACUGACCAAUUAACGUUACUACAGAUUCGAGCCUACAUUUUACUUAAACUAUGCCAUAAAUGAGAGCCGUUAUUUGUACUUAGUAAAAUUGUUGUUGGCACAAAUGACGGUUACCUAUAGAUGAUCAAUGUUAUUG
Messenger RNA from Mercurialis annua (annual mercury), 1700 nucleotides. Its product is annotated as probable carboxylesterase 2. Gene Ontology annotation, molecular function: hydrolase activity. The transcript has a single exon. NCBI's taxonomy places the organism in Eukaryota, Viridiplantae, Streptophyta, Magnoliopsida, Malpighiales, Euphorbiaceae. Bases 78 to 1022 code for a protein of 314 amino acids. The record is from RefSeq and is a predicted model, not a curated record.